Messenger RNA from Lotus japonicus, 1755 nucleotides. RefSeq lists its product as uncharacterized. Lineage: Eukaryota; Viridiplantae; Streptophyta; Magnoliopsida; Fabales; Fabaceae. The record is from RefSeq and is a predicted model, not a curated record. The transcript has 6 exons. Bases 449 to 1291 code for a protein of 280 amino acids. Gene Ontology annotation, molecular function: RNA binding.
GUUUGAAUAUAAGUAAUAAUUUUCUUCAACAAGGGUUCUCUUUUUCAUUUCAUAUUUUAAUUCCUUUGAGAGUAAUCAUUUUCUUUCUGUUAGGGGUGAUAGUGUUGUGGAAUCUUAGGAGGUUGUUGUGGUUGUUUUGAAUGUAUAAAAGGUGCAAUUAUAGCUCUAGAACAAAUAAAACUGUUAAAGUGAGAAGGACGAGCACGAAGAGAAUCAUGAGUCCACGAGUGUUUUCAUUGAUGGGUUUUUAGAAGAUACUACAACAAAUUAAAGAGCUUCUUUUCCAGCCUUUAUUAACCGUUUCCUUUUCCUUCCUUCCUCAUCCUCUCAUAUAUUAGUUGUCUUUGUUCUUUUUUGUUUAGGGGGUUCUAUUUCUUCAUUCUAUUUGCUUCCCUUUUGUAUUUGGGAUUUUGGGGUUUGUUUGCUUGCUUGUGUUGGGAAUUUCUUGAUGUCUCAACAAAGGCAAACUCAGAUGAUGUUUGGCGGUGGUUACAAUAAUGACACAACAUUUACCAAGCUCUUUGUUGGAGGGCUAGCUUGGGAGACUCAAAGGGAAACCAUGAGGAGGUACUUUGAGCAAUUUGGAGAGAUCUUAGAGGCUGUUGUCAUCACAGAUAAGAAUACAGGGAGAUCCAAGGGUUAUGGCUUUGUCACAUUCAAGGAUCCAGAGUCAGCCAUGAGAGCAUGUCAGAACCCAUCUCCAGUUAUUGAUGGGAGGAGGGCAAACUGCAAUCUUGCGUCUCUUGGUGCAAAUAAGAAUCCGCCACCAACUCUUCACAAUGGUGCAGGAAGAUUCAGGCCUCAACCUGCAGUGGUAGCAUCACCUGCUUAUCAUGGUUCUUCUUCAUCUACAUUUUUCUAUCAACCAACUAGGCAAUACACAUUUCCAUAUUCAGCUUAUGGAUAUUCUGGAUAUUCACAAGAGACCAUGUAUCCUACGAGUUACUAUGGUGUUUAUGGAGUUCAACAGUUUCCCCAAUACUACCCAUCCUCUGAGGCAGGAGGGUUGAUACAAAAUAAUUAUAUCUACCCUUUCUAUGGUCAAUAUGCACAGAAUAUACAGGCUCAUGGUUAUGGAGUUCAACACCCCCAAAUGGCACAGUUUCCAUUUUUGCCUCAGCAUUAUGGUUCCACAGGGAUAUUAUCACUUCCUCCUCCAGUGGUGGCAGUGCCAACUACUGCAGCAGCAACAGCAACCACAACUACAGUAUCAACAAAUGUGGUAAUAGCAGAAGUUGGUACUUCACAAGCCUCUGGAACAGCAUCUGAACAAAAUUCUACUACAUCUUGAUCUCUACAGGGAUAGAGAACAUGACAAAAUUCAUCACCAUCAAUCAUCAUACAUGUUUGUUUUAGAGAAAAUAGGUUUCCUUUUCAAUUAAGUAGUUUGUAGAAGUAGGGGAAGAUCAUAGUAAUUCAUUAUUCAUGCAUAUUUCAGCAAGCAUUAGGUGUAGGUAGAAUCUAACUAUUUGAGCUUUGGAUUCUACCUUGGAGUAAUUCAAUUCAACCAAAUACACUUUUGCCUAGGGUGCUGGGAGCAUCCAAUGACAUUAAUAGUCCUUUGUUUAUAUUUUCAGUAGUUGGGUUCAAAAGAUUGAUUUUGUAUCUUUGAACCCUUCAUUGGGUGGCCAAUUAGGAAGAAAAAGUUGAGCUUGGGUAGCUCAAUAUUCAUGAUUAGUUGAAAUUGUUAACGGUCUACAUGUUUCUUUCUUUGCACAUAUAAUCAUGGUUUUUACCAUUCAUCUUUCGCUGUCA